UCCCUCCCACAAGUUAUAUCAUUGCGCAUGACCAUUGAGGUGGUAUUGCGUCUUCGCGGCGUGAAGUGAGAGGAAAGGCCCCACGCAGAAAUCAGUUUUCCAUCAGAUGAAGAGGAGAGCUUACCUUUUUCCCCCUCUACGUUGACUUGUUGACGCCUCGUCGUUGUCAGUCUCUUCAUUGACUUUGUCAGUGAAAUCUUCCCUUCAGUCAAAGACUUUGAAAUUAGCCCUCCCACAACUGCUUCCUCAUUCUGUUCUUGUGCCCUGUCUCAUUGAGUUAGUGUGCAGCCAUUUUCCAGGGAGGCCAUGUCCCAGAAGGUUCCACCUGAUAGCUCUCAGAAAGGCUUCGCUGUAGGACGCGGGCUCCUGGCUGCUGCUGAGACCCUCAACUUCAGCAUGAACGAACCACGUUCAGAAAGCCACCAGCAUGGCUCAACCUCCAGACCGUUGCAGGGCCUCGGCCCGGGUUUGGGCAGCAGUGAGAGCGACCGUGAACCGCAGCAGUCCCGUCAUGGCGGCAGCCACAUUGGCAACUCCAUGAAGCUGUUUGCCAGCUUGGGCCUAUCGCCCGCCGACCUCGAUGUGCUGGCGCAGAUCCCUGAAGAUAACAUCAGUGUGGAGACCUUGCCUCAACUUAUCAUGCAGCUUAAGAACCGGAAGGUGGAGGCUGAUAGACGCAUGGCGGGUAACCCUAGAGGAGACCUGUCCGUUCUCUCCUCCGAGCCCUCAUACAGAGCCGGCAGAGAUGACUGGGAUGAAAUGCGCCUUGGAAGGCUGGGCGGUUCUAUGGGGCAAGCUUCGGCCCGCGCUCAGCAAGGAGAGUUGGGCUACGGUUCCAUGCAAGAUGUUCCAGCUCGAGGGUAUGACCUCGACUAUGGCCACGACAACAGUGGCGGGGGAGGCGGAAGAGACCCAGGGCGCUGUUCAGAUCUUUCCCACAAUCGCUAUGGCGGUAUGGGCAUGGGUACGUCCUUGGCGGCAGACAAUGUCUUUAUGACCCGGAGAAUGGGAUCCCCGUCCCAAGGCAAAGUGCAGGACUUCUUGGGAGUCAUGCCCCACAUGUUUCCCCAUGUGUGCUCUCUUUGUGAUUUUGACGUGCAUUCUACCAUGGAGUGGAACCAGCACACUAAUGGGUUACGCCAUGCUGAAAACAGGAGGCUCCUCCUGCAAAUGUACCCAGAAUGGGAUCCACAAAUGGGCCCAGGCCGAAACUCUGGCUCCCUUCUACUGGAUGCGAACCUCCGUUCAGACGGUCUUCUGGGACCGGUCCCAAUGGGCGGUGGGCAUCACUCUGGAGGGGGGCGCAUGAACUCUGGCUGGGGGGGUGGCCUUAGGUCAAAUGUUGGAGCAGGCAAAGGACUGCAGCACUCAAUGGGAGGAACCCCGAUAAGAAGCAGAGUAGUGGUGGCCAAAUACGACAAGGCUCCUCUCUCCAACAAAUGCCUGUUUGACCUGGCUCAUCCCUUUGGAACACUCUGUGAACACUUGGUCCUCAAGAACAAGGCCUUUUUAGAAAUGGAGACUCAUAAGGAAGCUAAGGAUAUGGUGAACCACUACCAGCAGAACCCAACUCAGUUGUAUGGGAAAAAAAUCUCAUUUUAUCUGUCCAAAGAACUCCUGGUGAUUGAGAAACACCGCAGAAAUGACAGAGGCAACCGAGAGCAGAGACAAGGCAAUGAACCGGCUGUAGCAAGCCAGGUGGUGUUCUUCUCCAACUUGCCACGUGACAAUGAGAAGAAGAAAGAACUACUUACCAUUGCGCAGCGUUUUGGCACUGUGGAGAAACACCUCUUUCUAAACGAGGAGGCUUUUGUUCAGCUGGAGUCUGCUGAGGACGCUGAAAUGUUGGUUAAAUACUACACACUAAACCCGCUGACCAUCAACUGCAAGAAGAUCCGCUUGAACAUCUGUGUCAAAUACAAGACCCUAAAUGUGAAUAAUCUGUCCAGGCCGGACGACAAGCGGAGGAGGCGACGGAGGAGCAGCAGUACUGGGCCCCGAGACAAAACCUCUAAGAGCACCAAAUCCUCAAGCGGCAAGGAGGACGACGACGAUGACAAGAAGGAGCAGCGGAAAGGAGAGGACGAUGGCGCCGGGAGAGAAGGGGAGGGGUCCAGUGACGAAGUGGCUGGUGUGAUGGAGGCCGAUGAGGCGGGGGAAGGAGAGAAGGCUCCGUCGGAGGGCGCUGCCGAAGCUACGACUGAAGAGGCUGACGCCAGUGCGGGAUCCCUCGAGGAGAAGGAGGCCGCUCCGGAAUCGGAUGACGUUCCGAGCAUCGAUGCGGUUCCGAGCAGCGGUGAUGUCCCCGAGAAGGAUGGUGAGGGGGCUGCGCCUGUCCCUGAGGAGAUGGCAGAGGGAGCAGCUCAGAGGGAACGGGCGGAGACUGAAGGCGCCACGGAUGAGCCAGAGACUAUGGGCAAAGAUGACACACUGUCCGGCGAGCCAAAUGAGAGCUAUGAGAUGACUGAUGAGCAGGAGGAGGGCAGCAUGGAGCAGGAUUUUCCUGAGAACAUGGAUGACUUUGUGACCUUGGAUGAGCUGGCUGACGACGAGGACUUUGAAAGACAAGACUCUUCUAAUGGAAGAGACUCCGGCUGCGCUGACAAACGUGGGGGUAGGAGAGUAGUCAACGUUGGCGGUUUUAAACGCUCCUAUGGGUUUCUGAAUGAAAUCUUGGCCCUGGCGAAGCCCUUUGGAACCGUUGUUCAACACCUUGUGCUUGACCUAAGACGUGAGGCAUUUCUGCAGCUCAGCUCUGAAGAAGAGGCGAAAGCAAUGGUGGAGUUCUACAAUGGGAAUGUAACACCGACUGUGUGUGGGAAACCUGUGAAAAUCUACCAUUCGCAAAGAUAUACUACAAUCCAGAGUGGGAGAGUAGUGUAUGUGGGACAGAUUCCACACAUCAAAUUUUUAGAUGCCUCACUCCUGAAAAUUGCUGAACCAUUCGGCACAGUGAAACGCUAUUUCCUGCACAGAUCUCGCAAUGAGUGCUUUAUUGAGAUGGAAAAUCCUGAAGACGCUGAGAAAAUGGCUAAGGCCUAUAAGGAUGCUCCUCCUAAGUUCCAUGGCAAACGAUUAACGGUAUACUUGAGCAGAAAGUACAAACAACUUAAAUAUGGACACCGACCACCGAGCCCUGACUCUGACAAGGGGCUGAGGCCAUCGAAAAGGGAGAGGUCAGAGGAUGAAACGAGCGCCCACGGUAGCUCAGCUGCCAAGAGCUCGACCAAGCAGGAUGAAGAACCUCCAGUCAAGAAGUCCAAGGAGGAUGCAGCCGACAAACACGAGGAGAGCGUCGAUCUGAGUGACUCUGAGAUGAAGGGGGAAGGAGAGGGCCAAGAUGAUCCUGAGAGCUCCACUGAGCAAAAAGCUGAUGUCAACAUGGACAUCAAAAUGGAGGACAACGAAACGUCCAUUUCUAUAGUGAGUGUGAGGAGCAUGGAGGAGAAUGGGCAAACUGCUAGUACUCCAGCCCCAGCUGAGGGGAAGACUUCGCCCGGCUCCCUUACCCUGGAGCACUUUGAUCCCAACACCCCAGUCGGUGUUGAAUUUGUCAAGAUGGGAUACUACUGUAGAGUCUGUUUCCUGUUCUAUUCCAACGAGGAGACGGCCAAGAAGGUUCAUUGCAGCAGUCAGGCUCACUAUGAAAAACUCAAGAAACAUCUGGAAAAAGAAAAGGCCAAAGCUCAAAGUACUGCAGAGAAGAAAAUAUCUGUGUAAGAAUUAUUUCGUAAGAAACCUUGUUAAGCUGUUGAUCAAGUCAGUGUUCAUGCAUGACUAAGCGUUAGUGUGUAACUCUGGAGUGUGUUCCAGCAACUUUUGGAUUUCAUGUGUAGCCAUACAGCUUUGUAAUGUUUUGUUUUAACUGUACAAUGAACAAGAUGUAACGAAAGAUGAACCAAUUUGGAAACUGUUUAGAGUUUUGUAUACCUGAUUUAGUUUUGUGCUUUCUGCCGACUUGUGUUGCUUAUUGUAAGUGCAAGGCACAUUUGAUUUGAUUUUUAAUAAAGUUUUAGGACUACAA
This is a messenger RNA of Esox lucius (northern pike), 4024 nucleotides long. It is a transcript of the gene matr3l1.2, whose product is annotated as matrin 3-like 1.2. Gene Ontology annotation, cellular component: nucleus. Gene Ontology annotation, molecular function: RNA binding; zinc ion binding. The transcript has 19 exons. The record is from RefSeq and is a predicted model, not a curated record. Bases 307 to 3720 code for a protein of 1137 amino acids. NCBI's taxonomy places the organism in Eukaryota, Metazoa, Chordata, Actinopteri, Esociformes, Esocidae.